AUGGGUCGCCGCCCCCCCCCCGCAUGCGGCGGAAACCGAGGCGGCUCCGCGGGCGGCCUGGCUCCGCUGGGCGAGCGGACGCGCGGGAGACAUUCCGGGGGGACCGGAACCGGAGUGUGGGCUGAGUGGGGCUCCCUGGGGCUCGCUGAGGACACUAGUGUCGCUCUGGUCCCUAAGGAGAUACCUGGGAAAGGGGGCAUCUGGAGAGUGAUCUUUAAGCCCCCUGACCCAGAUAAUGAAUUUUUAAGCAGAUUAACCGAAUUCUUAGAAGGAGAGGGCAUGACGCUGGUUGAGUUGACCAGAGCUUUGGGGUAUGGAAAUGACCCUUUUGACCAGAACACGAUCCCAGAAACGGCCCCCAUGUUGGCCCAGGCAUUAGACGAGGCUCGCCAGCCUGCCCUGCAAUACCUGACCUACAGAAGGCUGAGAGUAUUCUCGGGCAGUGAUCCUCCAGAACCUGAAGAAGAAAAAUGUGAACCCUGGCUGUUUCAUGCUAGUCAGGUGAUGAAGACAUGGCAGGUGUCAGACGCUGAGAAAAGAAGGUGAUUGCUAGAGAGCCUUAGAGGUCCGGCAUAUGAUGUUAUUCAUGUCCUCAGGAUAAACAAUCCUUUAAUUACAGUCCCCGAAUGCCUGCAGGCUUGUGAGCAGGUUUUGGGGGUUAUUGAUAACCCUAGGGAACUGCAGGUCAAAUAUCUGACCACUUACCAGAAGGAGGAAGAAAAGUUGUCUGCUUACAUACUAAGGCCGGGGCCUUUGUUACAGAAACUGGUGGAGAGAGGAGCAGUUGAGAGAGAAGCUGUGAGUCAGGCCCAACUCGACCAAAUCGCUGCUGAGCAGUGGACGGAGCGCAGGAGGCUCGCUCUGCCCAGGACCCCGGCCCCUGGCUUGCUGGAGUUACUGGCACUGAUGAGAGAUGAUGAGGCAGCUGAGGAGGAGGAGGAGGCCCUUCUCCAGGCAGAAUUAUUAGCAGGGUAUUUCACCUGAAUCUUAGGAAACCAGAAAGGGACAGUGACAGCAAGCAGAGCUUGGAGGUAGAAAAUCCAUAUACUCCAGUGAUGGACAUUGACUGGGCCCUACCUUGUGAUGCCAAAUAAUGCAUUUUUGCACAGUUCUCAGUACAAACCCAUUGUCAUUCAUGUGCCUAUUGAAUAUCUCCUAAAUGUGUCUGAGUAGGAAAACUGUAGUUCUGUACUGAUACUUAGAUAUUUAAAUUCACUCCUGUGAAUUUUUUAUCAUACAAAACUGUACAAAGGCCUAUCACUGCGUUUGUGUACUGCUCAAAACUGUGCAAAAGGCCUGUCACUGCAUAUGUGUACUGCUCUGAGAGGAAGGCAAGGGCCAGGUGCCUCUGCUGACCUGAUCUUGUGGAGGUGUCAGCUUGUGUGGUAACAGGUGCAAAUGUGAUCAUAUGUCAUAGUUUUUAGCUGUGUAUUGCCCUCUGUUUAUCAUGGAGAUGGUGAGCAGUGGUUAAGGUAUUUUUUGUGUGAACCAGAAUUUUAUUGAUUCUGUGCAAUCAAAACAAAAGACAGCUACUAAAUGCCAUGGUUAACUUUGCAGCUGCCAUCUCUAACCUCGGAUUCCUAAUGUACAUCAUCAAAACAUCUAGUUCUGAAUAUCAUUUUAAUAGGUGUUAUAAAAUUGUAGGUGUGAACUUAUAAAAUAAAGGAAUGCUGAUAAAAUGA
Molecule: messenger RNA, 1682 nt
Organism: Miniopterus natalensis
Lineage: Eukaryota; Metazoa; Chordata; Mammalia; Chiroptera; Miniopteridae
Source: RefSeq, a predicted model, not a curated record